AAAGAAAAAAAUUAUGCAUAUUUGUACAAUUAUUCGGACAAGAAGAACAAAAAGCGAAACUUCGAUUGAAUCAGAUUCCCAUCUAUAACUCAAACUCCAUUCUGUUCUGAUCAGAUCACAGUCCCCGAGAUUCUUGCCACAAUAUAUUAUCAAAGCCCAAAAAUGGCAGGGACUGUCUUCACUCCUGCAUUGGUAGAACUUGAGCAUGUAAAGUCUGAGCAAGGAGAAAUUCUGAGCAAGCCAUUCUUGGAUGCGUGCAAGCACAUAUUGCCUGUAAUAGAUAAAUUUGGAGCUGCUAUGGCCCUUGUUAAAUCUGACAUAGGUGGUAACAUAUCGAGAUUGGAAUCUUUAUAUUCUUCCAAUCCGACGAGAUUUAACUGCCUUUACAGUUUGGUACAAGUAGAGAUUGAAACUAAAACAACUAAAUCAUCAUCCAGUUGUACCAAUGGACUGCUUUGGUUGACAAGAGCAAUGGAUUUCUUGGUGGCUUUGUUCCGAAACUUAAUCGAGCACGAGGAUUGGCCUAUGUCACAAGCAUGUACAGAUUCCUAUAACAAAACUCUGAAGAAGUGGCAUGGCUGGCUUGCUAGUUCAAGCUUCACUGUAGUCAUGAAGCUUGCUCCAGAUAGGAAGAAGUUCAUGGAGGUGAUAGGAGGCACUGGCAAUAUCAUUGCUGACAUAGAGAAAUUUUGUACAACCUUUUCUCCUCUCCUUGAAGAGAAUCACAAGUUUCUGGCUCGUUUUGGCUUGGACGAUAUGAAGGCAUCAUGACUAUGUAUUGAUGGUUAGUAGUUCAAAAUGAGUGGCACUUGCAUGCUUAUUCUCAUUUCUUAUUGAGCUUUUAAACUCUGCUUCACCUUUGGCAUCUGGAUCAAGUACCACUAUAAAUAAGCAUUGACAUAAAACGUGUACCGCUAAUAACUCUAUAACAGUGUUGCUUUCUCAACUUUGGUUCAGCAUGUGUUGAGAUAUAGACAUGCUAUUCAAUUAUAAAAUUUAUGACAGUUGUUAAAGAAUUAGUGAUGAACAGACGCCAUCUACAUGUGGGUUGAAACAAAUUGUACUUGUGAACUUUGGAUGCUUAUUCAUGCAGUAACCCGAAUGUUUUUUAUGGGAUUGUUUAAGC
Abrus precatorius (Indian licorice) is the source of this 1126-nucleotide messenger RNA. Its product is annotated as glycolipid transfer protein 1-like. NCBI's taxonomy places the organism in Eukaryota, Viridiplantae, Streptophyta, Magnoliopsida, Fabales, Fabaceae. The record is from RefSeq and is a predicted model, not a curated record. The transcript has 7 exons. Bases 163 to 771 code for a protein of 202 amino acids. Gene Ontology annotation, cellular component: membrane; cytosol; cytoplasm. Gene Ontology annotation, biological process: intermembrane lipid transfer; ceramide transport. Gene Ontology annotation, molecular function: ceramide 1-phosphate binding; ceramide 1-phosphate transfer activity.